AUGGCGGAGUUAAAACAUCUCUUCCCCUGGAAGAGGACAGACAGACAGACACAGGGACAGACAGACAGACAGACACAGGGACAGACAGACACAGGGACAGACAGACAGACAGACACAGGGACAGACAGACACAGGGACAGACAGACAGACAGACACAGGGACAGACAGACACAGGGACAGACAGACACAGGGACAGACAGACAGACAGACACAGGGACAGACAGACACAGGGACAGACAGACAGACAGACACAGGGACAGACAGACACAGGGACAGACAGACACAGGGACAGACAGACAGACAGACAGACACAGGGACAGACAGACACAGGGACAGACAGACAGACAGACACAGGGACAGACAGACAGACAGACACAGGGACAGACAGACAGACAGACACAGGGACAGACAGACAGACAGACACAGGGACAGACAGACAGACAGACACAGGGACAGACAGACAGACAGACAGACAGACAGACACAGGGACAGACAGACACAGGGACAGACAGACACAGGGACAGACAGACAGACAGACACAGGGACAGACAGACAGACAGACACAGGGACAGACAGACAGACACAGGGACGGACAGACAGACAGACACAGGGACGGACAGACAGACAGACACAGGGACGGACAGACAGACAGACACAGGGACGGACAGACAGACAGACACAGGGACGGACAGACAGACAGACACAGGGACGGACAGACAGACAGACACAGGGACGGACAGACAGACAGACACAGGGACGGACAGACAGACAGACACAGGGACGGACGGACAGACACAGGGACGGACGGACGGACAGACACAGGGACGGACGGACGGACAGACACAGGGACGGACGGACGGACAGACACAGGGACGGACGGACGGACAGACACAGGGACGGACGGACGGACAGACACAGGGACGGACGGACGGACAGACACAGGGACGGACGGACGGACAGACACAGGGACGGACGGACGGACAGACACAGGGACGGACGGACGGACAGACACAGGGACGGACGGACAGACACAGGGACGGACGGACAGACACAGGGACGGACGGACAGACACAGGGACGGACGGACAGACACAGGGACGGACGGACAGACACAGGGACGGACGGACAGACACAGGGACGGACGGACAGACACAGGGACGGACGGACAGACACAGGGACGGACGGACAGACACAGGGACGGACGGACAGACACAGGGACGGACGGACAGACACAGGGACGGACGGACAGACACAGGGACGGACGGACAGACACAGGGACGGACGGACAGACACAGGGACGGACGGACAGACACAGGGACGGACGGACAGACACAGGGACGGACGGACAGACACAGGGACGGACGGACAGACACAGGGACGGACGGACAGACACAGGGACGGACGGACAGACACAGGGACGGACGGACAGACACAGGGACGGACGGACAGACACAGGGACGGACGGACAGACACAGGGACGGACGGACAGACACAGGGACGGACGGACAGACACAGGGACGGACGGACAGAACUAACUAGUUGGUGCACAUAUGAAUUUAGAAGUUACUCCACAACCAUCCUUCCACAUAGCUAA
Molecule: messenger RNA, 1593 nt
Organism: Schistocerca gregaria
Lineage: Eukaryota; Metazoa; Arthropoda; Insecta; Orthoptera; Acrididae
Product: serine-aspartate repeat-containing protein F-like
Exons: 1
Coding region: 1-1593 (530 amino acids)
Source: RefSeq, a predicted model, not a curated record